Cygnus olor (mute swan) is the source of this 4773-nucleotide messenger RNA. It is a transcript of the gene CDADC1, whose product is annotated as cytidine and dCMP deaminase domain containing 1. NCBI's taxonomy places the organism in Eukaryota, Metazoa, Chordata, Aves, Anseriformes, Anatidae. The transcript has 9 exons. Gene Ontology annotation, biological process: dTMP biosynthetic process; dUMP biosynthetic process. Gene Ontology annotation, molecular function: zinc ion binding; dCMP deaminase activity. The record is from RefSeq and is a predicted model, not a curated record. Gene Ontology annotation, cellular component: cytoplasm. The coding region runs from base 25 to 1551 and encodes 508 amino acids.
CAUGGCGGCCCUGAGGGAGGGGCCAUGGCGGCCGGCGGAGGGGGACGGAGCGGGGCGGGGCGGGCGGCACCGGUACCGAUGCACGGAGCGGAGGAGGCGGCGGCCGGGGGGCCGCGGGUGAGCGCGGCGAGCACGCAGACCGACAGCAUGGCCGGUCAAAUGCCAAGGCUUUCUAAGGUCAAUCUUUUUACUUUGUUCAGUCUCUGGAUGGAGCUCUUUCCUUCAGCCGAACAACAGAAGAAGUCACAGGUAAAGAAGAGUGGUCUAGUUGUGGUGAAAAACAUGACGAUUAUUGGUCUUCAUUGUUCCAGUACAGACUUGCACGCUGGCCAGAUUGCACUUAUUAAACACGGAUCAAGACUUAAAAACUGUGAUCUUUAUUUUUCCAGAAAACCAUGUUCGACUUGUUUAAAAAUGAUUGUAAAUGCUGGGGUGAACAGGAUUUCCUACUGGCCUGCAGAUCCUGAAAUCAGCUUGCAGAAUGAGGCUUCCAAUCCCAUGACGACUGAUGAUGCAAAGCUAGAUGCCAAAGCAGUGGAACGACUCAAGUCAAAUAGUCGUGCUCGGGUGUGUGUGCUGCUUCAGCCCUUAGUAUGCUACAUGGUGCAGUUCAUUGAAGAAACUUCCACCAAGUUUGAUUUUAUUCAAAAAAUAGCAAAAUCUCAGCCUGACUUUAAUACUGACUUUUAUACCGCAUGUAGGCAAGAGAAAAUAAAGGAGUAUGAAAGUUUAUUCCUAAUUUCAAAUGAGGAAACGCACAAGCAAAUACUGAUGACAAUAGGACUGGAGAACCUCUGUGAAAAUCCCUACUUCAGCAAUCUUAGGCAAAAUAUGAAGGAUCUUGUCUUGGUCUUGGCCACAGUGGCUGCCAGCGUCCCUGUCUUUGGUUGCUUCGGGUUUUACAGCAGUGAAUCACAGCCAACAAAUGAAACGUACCAUCAGGGUUUGCCCCAAGAAAUUGCAAGGCACUGUAUGAUACAAGCCCGAUUACUCGCAUACCGGACAGAGGAUCAUAAAACAGGAGUUGGAGCUAUUAUUUGGGCAGAAGAAAAAUCAAGAAGCUGUGACGGAACAGGAGCAAUGUAUUUUGUAGGCUGUGGUUACAACGCCUUUCCUGCUGGAUCUGAAUAUGCCGAUUUUCCACACAUGGACGAUAAACAAAAAGAUCGGGAGAUCAGAAAGUUCAGAUACAUUAUACACGCUGAGCAGAACGCCUUGACGUUCAGGUGCCGAGAAAUAAAGCCAGAUGAGAGAAGCAUGAUAUUUGUCACAAAAUGUCCUUGCGAUGAAUGUGUCCCUUUAAUCAAAGGGGCUGGUAUCAAGCAAAUCUAUGCAGGAGAUGUUGAUGCUGGCAAAAAGAAAGCAGACAUAUCGUAUAUGAAGUUUGGUGAACUUGAGGGUGUAAGCAAAUUUACCUGGCAACUAAAUCCAUUUCACACCAAUGCCCUUGAAUUCCACGAUCCCAUGACCAGGGAGAAUGGGGUCCAGAAAACAAAAUCAGUAGAUGACCAGCAGCACCAAAACAAGAAACUGUGUCUUGGUCACUAUUGAAUAAUUAAGCACUUCUGCAGUCUUGCUCUUUAUUUUUUAUAAUGCAGCCUGUUUGCACUUUCAUAUAAUGAAGAGUUUUAUUUAUUGUUUGGAAGGUGAUUUUUAGAAUAAGUUUAUUUAUGAUGUCUUAAAUGUUUUACAGAAUUACCUGAAGGUCUUUUUAAUUUAGAAGUUCCUGGGGAAAAAAUGCUGCUUGUAUUUUCUAUGAAAGUAAUUGGGUGGCAAAUCAUUGUUAAUGCAUAACAAAAUACUGAAGGUUCAUUGGUGGUAGGUCAGAGGAGUAAUAAAAGUGUCUCCUUGCCUGGUGUAUGGAUUGAGGGAAUGAAUUUCUACGUUCUGGGUUAUCAGAAUGCAGAAAUAAGUAGAGUACUCAAGGGAAUCUCCUAGAAAAUGGUAGAUAAAUUAUCGCUAGUAAUUAUUCCUAGUCCCUGAAAGUGGCUUUUGCUUCUCAGUCUGCUUGUAUGGUGGAGACACUGCCACUGGGAUGAAGAUGGUUGCUAGAUGAGUGAUUUGGAGAUUAAGCUUGUCUCUCAAACAUAACUUCUUCCAGCUACCAUAGCAGCACGGCUGGUUUGUUCUGUGGUACUUGUGCUGCUGCUGUGUGUUCUGCGUGCUUCCUCAAGUGCAUCCCAUCUGAAUUAAUCUAGACCUAGACUAGGUUUGCUUUUUCUCAGCUUCUGGAUACAGGCCUGAAAGAUUUUGGCUGUAUGUGUAUCACUGGCCCCAACGUGCUAUGCGAAGACUGCUGGUGUUUAGUUUUUGUUAAGCUUCUCUAACGGGCGUCUAGGACUCGAGGAGCAGAUAAAGAGCCAGAGAUCCUGUUGUUUCUUAGAUAGGAUGAUCUGUACCAGUGGAAUAGGCCAAAUCUUUUCAGGUGCCAGUCUCUUCGCUGUCGACAUGAGGAGGUGAUGUUAAAACAGCUGGUUUCAUGCAGUCUCGUGUUGUUGCUACUUUCGAGGGAGUGCUGGGUGGGGGACAGGUAACUGGAAUAGGGAGUUUUUACCCCUAGAACCUUUUGAGAGGUCACUCUCCCUACUCUCAGCUGUUUGCUGCUUUGAAUGUAACCUCUAGCUGCUGUAGCAGAUGUACCAAGACUUUCUGUUCACUCCUCUGCUGAGCUCUCAACUACAAAUGCCUUAAACCUCUUUCAUGCUGCUACAGAUAGGACGUGCAAACAUUCUUCCCAGUUCUUCCACACAUCUUGUCUUUCUUUGUUGCCCUCCUCAAAACCCUGAAAGGGGAAUCAUGUUCUAAGAUGCUGCUAUAGUUUCUGUUUUUACUUGUAGGCUUUGGAUAGCAAAGCUGUGAUUAGACAGUGUGCAAAGUGGCAUUAACGUGGCAUUAAUAGUAGGUAGUUUGCUCGCACCCAGUCUGGCUACUGCUCCCAUAUUUUAAGGUACAAUUCUUGGUGCUUGGAACUGCACCAAGUAGCUGUGAUUCCUCACGGCCCACAUUAUAACUUCAUACCAGAACAGGGCAGUGCUUAUAUCCUCUUACCACCAUGACAAUUCGCUCUCACUGAAGCUGGAGAAGCUGCUGUUUCCCUCAGUCUAGUUAAACUGAAGACUACUCUCCAGCUGCUGGAAGAGUGAGGUGCAUGCCAUGUUAGCAGCAGAAAUCUCACCGGGCAUGUUUGACCUGCACCACUGCUGCCCUGCUAAGCAGGGUGCGUACAGCUUCAUUUCCCAGGAGCAGAUAGUGCUAGUGAAGGAGGAAAAUACAACCCUGUUUGUCAACCAAAGGAAGGAUGGUGAAAUCUAUUUUUUGCAUCACACUGAAAAAAAGUGCGUUUGCACAGUAGCUCAUGAGGAAGUAACUGAACUGCUGCUUCACUAGAACUGAAUUACCACCAGGUCUUCUGGUCUAGGGUGCGGAACUGGGAUCCUGAACUUCGUUUAGGGCCAGCAGAUCUAGCUGCAAGAGGUCUGUGCCUUACCUAUCAGAUUCAGAGUGCAGUGUAGAUCCAGUUUUCAGACCGGGGAUUAAGUUACUGUUCUGGGUGUUGUACAAACCUCAGAAAUAGUUCUAGUUGUUUUUUGUUUUUUUUUUUUUUUCCUCUCAUCAAGGAAUAUAGUUCCAUUCCUUGCAACUUCCAUAUGAGGUUAAAGUUGGGUAUUGUUGGUGUUUCAUAAGCAAGAUUGUCUUUAUAGUCUGUUUUAAAUCAUGAAUAUUUUACUUUGGCAUAUUUUUUCUUUCCACUUCUUGUAAGCAUCUUGUGUUAGAGUAAUUACUCUUGGCUUUUCCUACAGAUUGGAAGAACACUGUCCAGAUUAAAGUAAAAAAAUCCACCCUAUCCCCUGAAACCUUGUUUCUGUAAUCCAUUGGCAGUGCUUUUCUACUUGAGGUAGAAGCAGGGGAAAAAACAGGUGCAGAUUUAAGGCCCCUUCAUGUUUAUACUGAUCAGUCAACUGGUGUCAAAAUAGGUAAAGAAGUCUGUAUCUGUGCAGGAAAAGCUGAAAUUGAAAAGUCCCCAAAAGGUUGUAGGUGGCCUGGGUACAAGGAGAGGUAAAUCAAGAUAUGCAUCAAAUAUCGCACAUCACAUUAAAUAACUACGCUGCAGCGAAUGCUGCUGGUAGUCUGUACUUCAUGAGGAGUUAAGAUUUUACCUUUACUUUUUAUUGAUUUUUUUAAAAAGGUAUUUUUGUACAAAGCUUCCUGUGAAACUUGGAAUUGCUUUUAAGGCUGAAGGCUCGGAAGUCGGACUGUCUGUCAUGCCAUCUUUCUACAAAUUCCUCCAGAAGUUCACAAAUUUCUCUGAUUAUUGAUGUAACACUACUUCUUUACUUCUUGCUGAAAUUGCAAAGUAGUGUCUUUAUCCUGACCACUAGGAAGAAUGUGAAUGGGGUUUCUCACAACCCCCAGACUCCAUAGGCGCUGUCGUGCAUGUCAUCUGCUUACCCGAGAGAAGCACGGAAGGACUGGGCAUCUCCUGCAGUGCUUAUUUUGCAAAUGAACUCUAGCGUGUUUGUUUCUUACUUAAAAAAAAAAAAAACUGUAUUUAAAAUUACGAAAUGUAGAAGUUAUAUAUUUUAUAUAUACGUAUGAAAUUUCGAUAUGCAUUUUGGGUCUCUUCCAUCAAUGCCGGAGUAGUCAUUUCAAUCGCAGGUAUUAACUACCAGUAGUAAUUUGGCUUCUCGACUGAGAAUUACAGAACUUCUCUGUUAAUUUGCCUUACAGCAAAACAUGUUUUCAGCUAAUAAAUUCAGUAAGUACUGAAGUGUA